Molecule: messenger RNA, 453 nt
Organism: Adineta steineri
Lineage: Eukaryota; Metazoa; Rotifera; Eurotatoria; Adinetida; Adinetidae
Source: the annotation of a GenBank genome assembly
AUGUCGUCUCACUAUGUUCUGUUACUUAUUCUUCGUAUUUCUGUUUUUGGUACAUUUUUUGGUCAUGGAUGUUUAGCUUUAAGGUUUGUACCAGGAUGGUUGCCUUAUCUUGGCGUGGUUGGUAUAGGCACGAAAUGGGCUCGUAUUCUAAUGCCAGUUAUUGGUCUAUUAGAUAUUAUAAUUGCUUUUGUAUGUCUCUUUAUGGAUGCAUGUCCUCUCGUUUAUUGUUGGGCAUUUGUUUGGGGUUUAGCGACGGCUCUUAUACGUCCAAUCGCUGGCGAGUCAAUUUUUGGAUUUAUUGAGCGCACAGGAAACUUUUGUCCAGCACUCGCUUUGCUCCGGCUAGCCAGUGGUCAAGAUUUUGGGUACUAUUUGAUGAUUUGUACUCUUAUGACAAGUAUUCUUGCAAUUUUUGGAGUUAUCUUCAGAGUAACUGGUUUGAUGAAGAAUUGA